Magallana angulata is the source of this 1971-nucleotide messenger RNA. RefSeq lists its product as uncharacterized. The coding region runs from base 1 to 1725 and encodes 574 amino acids. Gene Ontology annotation, cellular component: membrane. Gene Ontology annotation, molecular function: metallopeptidase activity. The record is from RefSeq and is a predicted model, not a curated record. The transcript is spliced from 15 exons. NCBI's taxonomy places the organism in Eukaryota, Metazoa, Mollusca, Bivalvia, Ostreida, Ostreidae.
AUGCAUGUUGUGGGAGCCCAGCACGUGCAAUCUAGACUGGAAGAUCGGAACGAAGUUAUAUCUUUUAAUUGGGAUCAUAUAACCAAAUACAACGAACUUAGUUACGCAGGUUAUGAUCUGUCUAACGCUAGAGAAUACGACCUGAGUUCAAUACGAAUGAACAUUAUUGACCCAGAUUUGGAAUACUUGACGGAAGAACGGAACGAUUAUCUCUCAUUCUAUGAUCGGGCGGAGUUGAACGCAUUCUACCAAUGUGCUGAUGACUGUACAAAUCCCCCAGUUUGUCAGAACGAGGGGUUCGUGAAGCAGGUUGAUGGUGUGUGUAGCUGUGAGUGUGUGGAUGGACUGUCGGGGCCACACUGUACACAUGUGAACACUAGUGCUGGAUGCGGGGGGACUAUCAAUUUGAGAGCCGGACACUCAGACUGGAUUGACAUGAUUGGAUAUAUCAAUGGUCUAACGUGUACGUGGUUGAUCAAGGGGCCAGAAAAAACAACGAUACAGGUCUAUAUCAAUAGUAUAGGACUUCCAAGCAGUAUCCUGGACAACUGUUUACACUACAUCGAGAUUAGAGAUUAUCUCUCUGGAACCAAGGGAAAACUUAUCUGUGGAAACUCAGGAGGUGCAACAUUUAUCAAGAAGAACCUAGGACCCACCAAUAUGAUGAUUGUCCGUUUUGAUAGCCAAUACAGCGUUAUCAAACCCGGAAGAGGCUUUUUAUUGACAGUGACUGCAGCCCCAUCUGCUUGCAUAAGUUCGCCAUGUAAAUACCCUGCAACCUGUAAAGAUGGAUUGCACUCAAACGAAUAUACAUGUUCAUGUACUGAGGGAUAUUCGGGAACCAAUUGCAAUACUGUUGCUUCUAAUGCAACAGUGACAGACAGUUUUGAGCGCGACUUUACAACAUUAAUGAGACAUGGCACAUCAGGAGUUGAUUUUAAAUGGACGACGAACAAGUAUUGGGACCUUCAUAACUUUGAUUUAGCGGCAUUUGAUGGUAACCUUAUGGCUUCACUCCGUAAAUACAACUUUGGCGCUGAUUUUACCUACACGGGAGUUGCAAAACUAGAAACAUCUGUCGUAUUUACAAAAGCCAACCGAUGCCUGCGAUUUAACUAUGGAUUAGAAUUCAACUAUUAUGGAAGUAAAUUCAAAACCACGUUGACGGUCAGAAUAUUCAGUAACUCUGGGACAUUGAGUGAUGUACAUGAAUUUUCUCAAGAUAGUAAUACCAGCUGGACGAGUGUGGAAAUUAACCUACCUGCAGUCAAUGACAUGAAGAUUGAGUUUGAGGGUAGAUUUGGAGUCCCAAAACUUGUUCUUGAUAACAUCCGCAUAUCGCCACUUCUAUGCUAUGAAGAUAACCCAUGUGAUAACGUUGUGUGCCAAUAUGGUGGGAAAUGUGAACUCAAUGUGAGCAGAAGCCAUAAUCCCAAGUUCUGGUGCAACUGUCGGUUCGGAUUCUCAGGAGAAUUUUGUGAAAAAUACGUUUGUACCGAGAAAAGCUGCCUAAAUGGAAUAUGUUUUCCGUUGUCCUCCUCGGCAUUCAAAUGUAAAUGCGAAGCAGGCUGGAGCGGCGAUACAUGUGACAUAUAUACGUGUGCAAAUGUUAACUGUAACCAAGGAAGCUGUGAGGCUCUGUCAGAAACGAAAACGCGUUGUAAUUGUGACUCUGGUUGGUACGGAGAGUUUUGUGAUAAAAGUUCAUUGUAUCCUGGAUAUUGAAUGUGAUUUUGCAACAAGCCAAAAAGUGAGGGCAUUGCAGGUUAUACUAUUCGCCUGGCUGUCUGUUCAGAACUAACAUUAUCGUUUUUGUAUGCUUGAUUUUGCCAUGCACACUGGAUGAAACUUUGCCAAUCAGUCAACUGAAAUAUGACUGAAAGGUAUCUGAAAUGUGACUGAAUGACAUAGCAAUGCAAUUCAGUAGCAUUUCCAGACCAUUCAAUUACCGUUCAGUUGACUGAAUAGCAA